This is a messenger RNA of Ciona intestinalis (vase tunicate), 1121 nucleotides long. RefSeq lists its product as uncharacterized. The record is from RefSeq and is a predicted model, not a curated record. NCBI's taxonomy places the organism in Eukaryota, Metazoa, Chordata, Ascidiacea, Phlebobranchia, Cionidae.
AACCUAAAUUCACUAUAUGAAAACAAAAUAAAAGAACGAAUAAAAUGGGAGGAGCGAAGGAUUCUCAAUCUUCCGGCUUGAGUACAAUAAACAGCAAGCAUACUUUAUCCACUCGAGCAAGGAUCAGCAUCAGAGAUAAAAUUUUGGCUACCGGUGGCAUGAGAAAACAGCCGCGUGUGAGCACGAGAGGCAGUACACCAAGUACUUGUCCAAACAGCGAACCAUGCAGUUCCCAAACAAGUAGCACUUUGACCAUUACCGACAACAGCGAGACAAUUUUGAGCAAAAAGAUAUCUUCUUCUGGUACUGAGAAGGAUAUUUCGUCUUGUUGUGGCGCAAAUAGAAAGGGUUGUAGCGCGCCUUUGGAAAAGCAGCCUCCUACUACGACACAAAGGGCAAUAAAAACCAUGACAAAAUGCGCAAAACUCGCAUACCGCAAAGUGCCCAGCAUUUGCACGCAACUUGGAGGGGCUUCUAGUACUAAGGAUUCAGCGCAGCCUUCCAAGCAUGUGUUGGAAUGUAUGAACUGUCAAUCAAUAUCGCCAAUCGACGAUAUUAAGGUUCACCGACGGAUUCGAAAAGAUAAACUUCGUGAAAUGAAAAAAAGAAGAGAAAGGAGAAUUGGGGCGUCAAAUGCGAACCGUAGAGGCAGCGAUAGCUCUAUCUCGAGCCCGGUUUCAAGUGUUGUGUCAGCGGGACAAGAGAUAAGUGCAGCGAUUGCAGCCACGCGAAAGAAGAAGAAGUAUAAAGGUAUUGAGCAAUCCUCCGCCUCUUCCUUGAGCGGAGACAAAUUAGUGGAGGUAUGGAAAAAAAGCAGAAAAAGACGAAAGCGAAAGAAAAAGAAAAAGAACAAGGUAGAUAAGAGAUCAAAAAAGAGAAAGAAAUCCUCCUGUCAAGAAGAACAGCGCAGAAAGAGGCAGUGCUGCCGAAACCUUGCUCGUCGUAUUAAACGCAAAGAUAAAAAGUUUUAUUGCUUGUGGUAGAUGGUCAUCACUGUACAUAUCGUCAAUAGCAAUAUAAUAUGCGCGAAAAUCAAACCGGAUACACUUGUAAGGUGAUUGAAAACUUAAAAUAUGAAUCCACACUUCAUACAGGAAUAUAUAUAGUAGGGUGGGGGAAGA